AUGAGGCGGAAUGCACGAGGAGCCAAGGCACCAGGCCAAGCGAGUGACGGCAGUGGGGGUGAUACAAACAGAGGGUUUGGCGAGGAGCAGAGGGCCAUUCCGCAUGCAUCCAUCAUGGCUGUUGUACGGCCGCCUCCGAGAAGGAAGCUUCCCAUCGUGCGCUGCGUGGCGGAUGCAGAAUCUCUUGUGGAAGGAAUCAGCCAGGUUAUGAGUCCACCGGCGUGUGCCUACUGCGUUCAGUGCUUCCGCGAAUACUACCUCCUCAUCCCAUCCGUCGCCCUCAUCGCCAAGUACGCCUAUGGCCCCCUCUACAUCCUCUUCAACCGCUUCUUAUCCGUCUUCCCGCCACACUCGUACGGGUUCCACUCGCUUGUCAAGGACAUGGGGUUGCCGCCAUUUCCCUCCGGCCCGGCUUCGCCUAUCAACCUUGCAAUUCUGCGCAGUGAGGUAGAGAAGGAGCGCAUUGCCUUCCUGCUGCUCGUGGCCCUCAAGUGGCUGGCCUCCAUUCUGGAUCUGGAGCAGUAUGAUGGCAAAGAGCUGUUGGAAGGGGAUGGGAUUCGAGUGAAGAAGAAGGCUGCGACGGGGAGGAAGAAAGGGAAGGCUCAGAGAGGGAUGGGAAACGGAGGGGAGGAGGAGGAAGAGGAGGACGAUGGAGAGGUGUGGGAGGAGUUGGAGUUGUGGUGCUUCACAGCCCAGAGUGCUUGGCCAACCAGCCUGCGUCUCUCGUUGAGGGAUGCCGGUGUUGAAUCGGAGGGCUCGGGUCUGAGUAAUGUGUGCAUGGGCAGUGAGGGGCAGCAGGAGAGGGUGGACAUGGACACGCGGAUUGCUGAGAUGGUCAAAGCAGGUGCAGAGAAGAUGCGCUUAAAGAGGGUGCAGCUCCGCCAGGGUGGUGCUGUGGCGAGCACGAGCAGCAGCACUAGCAGCACUAGAAGUGGUGUAGUUGAAGGUGGCAAGUGCAAUGGGGGAAAUGGCAAGAAGGCGGAGCUGCCACCUUACCUAAAGGCAUGGCCUGGGGGGGUCAAUCUAGUGGCGUGUUUGCGAGAGAUGCUGCUGGGGGAGCCGUGCUACCGCCCUGCCUCCCCAGCUGCCCCGUCCGUCCCUCCUGCUGGUGUGAACACUACUGGUGCAGCGACAAGCACAGCUGCUUCUGCCCCUUCCUCCCUUGCUGCUCCAACAAUUGUUGCUCCAAACCCUGCUGUCUCGUCUACCCACCCACCUGUGCACACCCUUGCUACCACGCCAACCUAUGAUGCUUCUUCUCCCCAUGUCACCCUGACUACUGGUGCUGCAACAGGCACUGCAGAUAUUGCUGCACCCGUUGCAGAUGCAGACGCCUCUGCUCCCGAUGCUUGCAGGGAGAGUAGGCGUUGCAAAUUGCUGGGGCAUGGGAACUGCUGGGGCAUUGGGAACUGCUGGGGCAUUGGGAACUGCUGGGGCAUUGGGAACUGCUGGGGCAUUGGGAACUGCUGGGGCAUUGGGAACUGCUGGGGCAUUGGGAACUGCUGGGGCAUUGGGAACUGCUGGGGCAUUGGGAACUGCUGGGGCAUUGGGAACUGCUGGGGCAUUGGGAACUGCUGGGUCAUUGGCAAGGUGAGUGGCAUGGUGAGUGGCAUGGUGAGUGGCAAGGUGAGUGGAAUGGUGAGUGGAAUGGUGAGUGGAACGGUGUAG
Molecule: messenger RNA, 1668 nt
Organism: Closterium sp. Yama58-4
Lineage: Eukaryota; Viridiplantae; Streptophyta; Zygnematophyceae; Desmidiales; Closteriaceae
Source: the annotation of a GenBank genome assembly